CAACGAGAGAGGGUAGAGGGGGGUAUCUGGCUGCAUUGAUAUUGUGCAUAUGUAAUUUUCCGCUAUAUAAUUUAAGAACAUUCCCCGUUGAAUGAACUACUAAAAUAAACACAUCUCUCUGCUUAUUACCAGCAAAACAAUGGAUACUAUGUGAAUAAAUUACACAAAUUCGUACACAUUUAGUAGAAAGAGUUUCCAAUAACCUAGUGAUUAUUUUGUCUCACUUGGUCAAUUGGUUAUUGAAGCUUUCCAGCGUGGUCUGAAUAAAUACGACGGAUCGCAAUCAAAAUGCGGGUUCCAACGCUAUUCGCGCACAGUGAUAAUAAAAUUAAAACAUUCGUAUUAAUUUGCAUGAUAUUCAGUUUGAGGUCGACUGAAGCCAUUUCCGUGGAGCAGGAUGAACCUCGCAUUGUCGUAAAACAAGAAGAGUCCAGCGAAGCCAUCCAGACGAUUGAAACGGUUGGAAAUUUGAUUACCAACAUAUUCAAAGGAAUCGCAGAAAUUCCAGCGACUUCUAUAAACGCCGUGCUGAAACCAUUUCUUCCACAAAAAGCCGAGACGACUAGUACGCCUGCGCCAGGAAUAAAACAGUCAACAACGACGCCUAAAAAUUCGAAUGCAUCUGCAUCAACGACAACAAAUGAAACAGGGACUCAAACCGAAGAACAAGAAGAUGUUGAAGGCGAGGAGGAAGAGGAAGGUGACACGGAUUCAGAUUCUUGAUUUGUAAAAAAGUAAAAUUGUGGAAAAAUAAAUAAACUUUAUAAGUUCGUUA
Messenger RNA from Folsomia candida, 775 nucleotides. RefSeq lists its product as uncharacterized. The record is from RefSeq and is a predicted model, not a curated record. Lineage: Eukaryota; Metazoa; Arthropoda; Collembola; Entomobryomorpha; Isotomidae. The transcript has 3 exons. The coding region runs from base 289 to 723 and encodes 144 amino acids.